AAAAUGCUGCUAACAUCUGGACCAGUCACAAACAGCACCUCCACCGGGACAAACCGCUCGGUAUGCACUUAUGACAUAGUGGUUUAUGCUUCUAUCCUAAUGUCGCCAGUUAUCGAUCAGUAGUAUAGAGAGCCUGUAGUUGCUCAAAGACACUGUCAGUAGGUCUCCAUCUACUGUUUGCAUCAACUUUAAAAACGUAUCGAUGUCAUGUAAUUUAUGUGUUUCAUUUAUUUCAGGUUCUUCUUCCAUCCGUUCCUCAUAGACCUGCCACACACUCACGAGUUUGGAGAAAAAACAAGACUUGCAAACACUACACAAGGGAUGUUGUGUGCUUGCCUUUCUCUUCUUCUUCUUCUGUAUCUUCUUCAACAUUACGUAUUCCGAGGGGUGACUCCAGAGCAAAGUUAGCGCAAGAUGGACUUAUUGGGAAAAUCUCAUUUACCUCUGACUGGUCUGAAGCUCAACUUAGAGAUGAAAUUACUGCCAUUUUCAGAAGAACAUUUGCAUUACCCAUUGGCCAACCAUUGCCCUUUGAGUAUUUGAGCACAGUCAAGGGAUGCAAAAAACUAAUGAAACCAAAUGUCUCAAGCAACUUUCUUUGGGGUGGAAAGGAAGUUGGCUCAAUCACCUCAACUUCUUGUCUAUAUAUACUGGCAUUAAUGCACAAACCUAUACAGGUAAGGAUUUCAUAUUACAAUACACAGUAUGUAUUGUAAUAUGUAGUAGCGUAGUAGGAAUGCAGUACUGUAUAUUUGAAGCAAAAAAAGUCUGCUCCUCAGCUCAUUUUUGCUUGUUAAUAUAGAUUAAUGCAUUGUUUUUCAACAACUGUGCAAUGGCACAUUAUCUGGUGUGCAAAGGGGAAAAAUCCAGUAUCACAUCAAUGGUCUUUGCUGUCUGGUGAGUUAUAUUCUUCCAUAUAAGCUGGUGGCCGGAGCAUGUAGCGGUGUACCUGUGCUUUAUAUUGGUAACAUAGGGUACAGAGUCUCAUUAUUAAUAUUUCUGGUUUCUGAUGUGCCUCAUGAUUCCCUUAUUUUACUUUUUAUUCAUUUAUUUAUUUAUUUUUAAAUGAACCUUUGCCCAAAAAAGGGUUAAGAAUACUGGAUUAAUGUAGUUCUUUAUUUUUUACAUCAGUUUUAUGUAUAACUAAAUAGCCUCCUCUUCCAUUUCAUUUACUUGAUAUAUUAUAUAUUGCACAUACCUUUUUUCCUAGGAGGAACCUGAGGAACUAUCAGAGGAUGACUUUGAAAGUCCAGUGUGCCUGAGAAGGAGAGGUUGGUUUUACAGAACUGUGUGUUUGCCAGUAUUCCAUUUCCACUCUUCCAUUUAUCUUGUGGUUUUCAUUUAUCAUGUCUUUUCUUGUCUUUUAGUCCAUAGGCAGUGGGUUUAGUGCUUGGCCAUCAUAAUGCUGCUUGUAGCUCUCCCAGCUUUAAAAAUUGUUGUCUGUGCAGUAGUGAUUUUCCCAGUGAGUUUAUCAUUUACAGUAGCCUAUGUUUACACAUUUUAUAUGAUCUACUUUAUACUAUGCAUACUGUAGGGAGAAUGGUAAAUGGUCACUAUAGCAGCCUUCUCAGCGCUAGUGCACAGAGCACUUCACCGUAGAUCACAUUCACCAAUUUGACACACUGAUGGUGGAAAGGCUACACAAAGCAGUAACCACAACCCAUCAAGAUCAAGUGGGUCAAGGUGUCUUGCUCAGGGACACAUCGACACGGCUCUGGGCCGGGGGAUCGCACCAGCAAGGCUGAGCUAAUGGCCGCCCAACAAUCAUUGAAAGGACAAUUUUCAGAAAUGUUGAACUACUACUUUAAGGUUGAUUAAUACAUCCUGAGUAAUCUUAUUAAAAAUGUAAAAAGGUAGACCGGCUGAAUUAAGUGUUUACACUACCUGCUGCACACUUCAGUGUGCAUUUGUAUGUUUAAGAGAGUAAAUAUCUAUAAACUAAUGUGUGUGUAUUAUACACACACACACACACACAUCAGCUUCUGAAUACUAUGUUUUCUUUAACUACUGGCUAUAUUUUUCCUUCUCUUUUCAAUCACCUUUAAUUUAGUUCAUACAAUGGAAUCUGACAUGGAUAAAGAUGAGCUGCAUCAGGAAACAGAAGAUGUCAGACAAGGAAGUGUGAACAACAGACUGCGAGAGAAUCCACUGCAUCAAAGUAAGAAGUUUGGCAUAACAUUUGUUCAAAUCAUAUGUUCAAGAGCUGUAUGGUAACACUAUUAUUGAAAAAUAAUUAGAAUGGUUAUAAGAAACAUUCGCAAUGCAUAAAUUAUUCAAUGACAUAAUCUAAGAGCUUGCUGAUGCCUCACUUACUACUGUGCGUGUCACAGGCUUUGUUAGCAAACUAAAAUUGUACCCGUGCCUCUCUUAUCGUGUUCUGCAUUGUCAUGAUAAUUAAUAAUGAAUGAUAAUGAUGACAGGAUGUAUUUUGAAAAACAAGACAGAGUAAUUGCCAAGUGACCCAUGAUCACUCAUUUAGUCUGCAAACCAUAACUACACUUCUGAUUACCCGACAGACCUUUGUAGGCUAGUGAGAAAAGCACAGGGAUCUUCAGAUUUUCAAAGUAAUAUUUUGUGACCAAAGCUUAACAUACAAUGCCAACCUCACAGAAAAGAGGCACAGUUCAGUUAUUUGAAAUGAAACAAAUUAAAGUGCAUCGCUCCAACAUCGCUCCUCUCAUUCAGUUUUGCCUUCUUUGUCUGCUUUUCCUCAUGCGGUGGGUGGUACAGUGCCUUCACCCUUGAUGGAAGGUGAGGCUGGGCAUCUGGAGACAGAGAGCAGUACUCUGGACGGUGACAAUGAGAGAGAGGCAGAAGAGCCAAGACAAUUGUUUCCAUACAACGUGGCCGAAUUUAUGUAAGAUAUAGUUAGAGGUUCAUUGAAAAGGUUCCAGUAUAGAUGUUCUUGUGUUUACUUGUGAACGUAUAGAAGAGUCUGUCUGUCAGUCCGUCCGUGACAUCCGUUAGGUACAGAAUUUAAAUUGAAUCAAGCAAGAUAGAGAAUUGACAGGUCUUAAAAGGUUUAGCAGUUUGACGACAAUUCUUUGAGGUUGACAAUAUACUGCAUAUGUUCUGUCUGCUGAAUGUUCUGCUGUGCCUUUCUCUCCUUGUUUGCUCAGCCCUUUUUAUCUUGAGGAGGAAGAAGCUCUUGAGGAGGCAAUUCAGCGUAGUCUAAUAGAAGACUCUGCUGGACCAAGUACUGUUCAUACUUUAAGGUAAAAGUCACAAGUGAUAUUUAAUUAAUCAUAAAAUUCAUCACUACAUCAGUGUGAACAUGUCAAACAAAAUAAAACAAUUUGCUCCCAAGUUAAUUGUCCAAUUUAUGCACAGAUGUCCAAGGGUGUGUUUAUCUUUUUCAUUGUCAUUUUUAUAUAGAUCCUCUGAAAAGCUGAGCAAGGAAGAAAUUGCAGGCCUUCUACGAGCUCAUAGUGAGAAGGUCAUUACAUCGGGAACGAGGAAAAUCUUCAUCAGUCGAGCCAAUGUGUGGACCACAACCUUGCGGCAGUUUAAGAGGCCCAGGUUUGCAGAAAGCUGUGACAUGCUGUAUGUCACAUUUGCAAGUGAUGAACAUGGUUGUGAGGAAGAUGCCGCUGAUCUUGGGGGACCUAGACGGGAAUUCUUCCGCCUACUGGUUAAGGCUAUCUUCCAGGACAGUGGAGCUUUUGAAGGUAAAGAUAUUAGUUACAAGUAUUAUAUAUAUUAGUAUAAUGAAGGGUCAGAGGCAAGUCAUUCUGUGGGUAAAUUUGUUUGUGUUUCAAAGAUAUACUCUAUUAUUAUUACCUCCACCAAGGAGGUUAUUAGGAGAGUUUGUCUGUCUGUCUGUCUGUCUGUCUGUCUUUUUGCGAACAACAUAACCCAAAAAGUUAUGGACCAACUUUUAUGAAAUGUUCAGGAUAUGUCCAGACUGAGAAAAGGAAGAAGUGAUUAAGUUUUGGAGUUGAUCUGGAUCACCAUCUGGAUUAAGGAAUUUUUGAAGGAUUCUUUAUCAUUGCGAGAUAGGGCCAUUUUCAGCAUAUGUGUAUGUAACCUAUGUCAUAUACUUGGUGGAGGUCUGCGCUUUCAGAGGGCUUUUCUAGUUUUAAAUAUGUUUCCCUUCCCUCCCUGGUCAAAGGGCAUAAUUUAUUUUGUGGUUACCUGGCCACAAAUAUUGAGUAAAUAUGAGAAAAUGUCAAAAACACAUGAACAUUAAAAAGCCCAACUGGGAUGGGUGCUGGAACAAAAAAUUGUAAAUUGCAGAGCAAAGGUAAGUCUACACAACACACCAGUGUGUGGACAAAUAUUGAGGACACAGUACAGAUUGAUCUGUUUAUUUAUUCUCUCAGGCACACCAAAUGGAUACACACCACGGUUGAACAUCCUCCACCUGCAAAAUGGAUUGUAUCGGACCAUUGGAAGGAUGAUCUCAACAAUAAUUGUACAAGGGGGUGAACCACCUGCAUUCUUGGCCCCACAUGUUGUCGAUUACAUUUUGUAUGGGGACAUACUGCAGCUACAUUUGACACCUGCUGAUAUAGGUGACCCAGAGUUAAGGGAGAACCUCAAAAAGGUGAUAAGCAAUGAUAAUAAUAGUUAAAAUAAUGAUAAUACUACUAAUAAUAAUAAAAAUAAAUUCUAUGUAUAGAGCGCUUUACGCUUUUCAUAUUAUCAGUUGAAGACUUUUGCACUGCAGGUCACGAUACAAAUAUUCAAGAUGACAGAUUGUAAAUUUAUGUGAGAAAUAAAACUACACUGUCAUCUGAUUUGUUUUAUUAUGGUAAAUUAUCCCAACUUCUGUUUAGAGUGUUGAGCACGCAGAUUUUUCUUCUCAUGUCCUUCUCAUCUCUCUCUCUCUCUCGCUCUCUCUCUCUCUCUCUUUCUCUCUCUCACACACACACACACACACACACACACACACACACACACACACACACACACACACACAGGAGGGAGGGAGGGAGGGCUGGCUGUUUAAAUACAGGUAUAGGUUCAAUGGUUCAAUUCUGUGUCAAAAUAACUGAAGGCCUGCAGCUAAUCCUGCCUGGUUCUUAUUAAAGCCUAGGGUCAAAGCUAAUGUUACAUAUUAAUCGCAUGGGCUAUUUACUGGGCAAAUACGGUAUACUUUUUAUUGUUGUAAAAUUUUAUGAAAUGUAAUAAUUUGAGAAAAUUGCAUUUUAAAGAUUUGAUGUGUUCUUAGGUUCAACAUGCAACCACACCAGAUGAAUUGGAGGAAGCAGUCAGCUGCUGUGAUUCUUGGCGAUUUCAAGUUGAGGGUCUUCCCCACAUCGUCACAAUGGACAACAGAGACAUUUUUGUCAAAAAUGCAGCCCUUUACCAUGGAGUUCUUCAACGGCAAAGCUCUCUCGACCAACUGCUUGAUGGCUUGUCCUACUAUGGUGUAAGAUUUACCUUAGUUCUCAUGUUCGAUUAACACCUAGCUGUAAUAAAAGUUUAAAAAAUUAAGGGAUUAGUAUAUAUAUCUAUAAAAAGGCCCAUAGAUAUAUAUUAGCAUGGGUCGUUUUAUGACAUGAAAUGUUGUAAUAUUUUUCACGACAUGAAAUUUUAUUAAAACUGGUUUAGAUUUGAAUACCUACAUUACUUAACCACAAUCACUUUUUUUGUGACUACCCCUUCAGGUUUUAUCUCUCCUGAGAGAGAACCCCGGUGUGCGUGUUCUCCUUGACAUGCCAGAACAGGACAGUGAUCUGGCAGCGGAUCUUGUUGCUGCUCUUCUUAAACCAAGCUACUCAGUACUGGGAAGUAACCGAAGAGCAAAAGAGGAGUUGAUAGUGGUAAAGUUUCGAGACUUUCUCCAAUGUGUUGAAGGUAAGUUGAAAGAUACUCUUUACUCAGGAUAUUUAACAAUAACGAAAUCUAGGACAGGGGUUCUGAACCUUUUGAAAGCUAGGCCCCCCCAACGCUGGAUCAAUGCAGUUAGGCCCCCCCUCCUCCGGGCGCCACCCACUCAAGAUAGAUUGAUAGACAGAUUAUCUAUCUGUCUGUCUGUCUGUCUGUCUGUCUCAAUAUCCAUACAUCUAUUCUCAUCUCAGGCUGCUCUGUGCUUGGCUUCUGCUUCCUUCCUCCUCUCCACUCAUCCUCUGAAGUGUAUGUAUUCACUGAAGACAAAAAUUUUGAUGAAAUCCCUAAAUUUCUAUAUUUUUAAAUAUAAAUCCCACUGGCAUAGACCAGGUUGCACCGCGGCCACACAGCGCAGCUGGAGUAGAGGAGGGGAGGAGGAGAGCAAGAGUAGGAAAGGAGAGACAGAGGUAA
Messenger RNA from Xyrichtys novacula (pearly razorfish), 6246 nucleotides. The record is from the annotation of a GenBank genome assembly. Lineage: Eukaryota; Metazoa; Chordata; Actinopteri; Labriformes; Labridae.